This is a messenger RNA of Penaeus chinensis, 1295 nucleotides long. RefSeq names its product ankyrin-1-like. The record is from RefSeq and is a predicted model, not a curated record. The transcript has 4 exons. Gene Ontology annotation, molecular function: protein binding. Bases 138 to 1160 code for a protein of 340 amino acids. NCBI's taxonomy places the organism in Eukaryota, Metazoa, Arthropoda, Malacostraca, Decapoda, Penaeidae.
ACUUCUUUACAAGAUCAAAAACACUUAACGGUAAAUUGCUUGCCUUUCAAGGAAAUAUGGCUUAUGAUACAAAUGAUGUAUUUUAGGUCACACAGCAUUAAAAAAUCAAAUGUACAUCAAAUUUUCAGAAUAUUUGUAUGAGCCGGUACAAACAAAGUGGAGACUUCUACCACACUUACUGCAGAGAGAAGAACGGCAGCGCGAAAGCUCUAGCCGCUGCCAUUGACUUGGGCGUCUGCGACAUGCACUACCAAGACGAGCAGGGCCGGACGCUGCUCCACGUGGCCGCGGAGCAGAACGACCGAAUCAAAAUCCGGGUUCUGCUGAAGCGCGGCGCCCUGCCAACCGCCCGCACCCACGACGGCAAGACGCCCUCGGACCUCGCCCGGGAGAAAGGCCACCUGGAGGCUGCAGAGACGAUUGCAGACAAGAUCAGAGUUGAAGAAAUGGGUCACAAAAAGAACAUGCUUUAUACUCACCUUUUGAAUCAAAUAACUGCAAUGGCAAAAGCUAACUUACAAGGAGAUAAUGAGGAACAGGCAGCCCGUCUGGCAGCCGUGAAGGAGGCUUCCUCACUGCUGGCUUCCGGUGCCCCUUUGGAGCCUCCGGGAGGCCACUCCUGCUACCCGCUGCACCAUGCCAUCACAGCUAACUGCACUUCUCUGCUGCCGCUACUGCUGGCUGCUGGAGCGCCGUUGACGUCGUCUGCUGACAGUUUUGGCCCAGUGCAGAUGGCAUGGAUGACCCCGGAUGCCACACCUUGGGUCGGCGUUGUCGUAACAAGGGCUGCAAUACAUAAGAUCCAGAUGGAAAUGAAGCUCCUGGAUCCAGAACUUCAGAUUUUAGCAGAAACUUUAGUGAAGUCGUUGGAGGGAGAUACACCUUGGGCUGCAAAGAUCAGCGUCAUCGGAGACUCUUCAAGCACACUAGACAGUCUUUUGUUCCGAGCCUGUGCCAGUGGAGCAACCACGCUUGCCUGGUGGAUCUGGCACAGCGGAGGCAGUGCUGUGUCCCAGGACAAGAACGAGGAAACGCCCCUGCACGCCGCCCUUGACGCAGAGCAUCUUGGCACAGCGACUGCCCUCGUGCCUCCACAUGGGGGCGAACCUCUUCCUGCCGGACAAAAACGGACGUGCUCCUUUCGAUCUAAUACCAGAUGAUGCCACCAGAGAGCACCUUCUUAAGGCUUCUUUGGCGAGAGAAUGUCGGCGUUUGGCUGAUGAAUCAGAGAAGGCCCGAGAACCAAUACAGAGAGAGGAAGCAAAGACGUUUGUUGUACUUCUCCUUUCACUGUA